UCAGAGACUGCGUUACCAAUCCCAACUAAUCCUACAUUCCAACUUAUUCCAACCAACGAAUUCAAUUUGUUGAUUCCAACCCACCAUCUAAUCCAAAAACACGACGGAGUUUGCACAGAAUAUUUCGUCAUUCUCGGAGUGUUAUGGCUAGUAAUUUUUUGGAUUUCUCAGUGAGUAUUGAUGAUAAAAUUACAGCGAAUUCACGAGCGGUACUUUACAAGAAGCCGACAAAAAAAAAUAAUCUAAAAGUAGAAGUAUACGAAGAGCCCCAGGAGAUCAGACGUCAACGUUUACUCUUUGAACAAAAAAAGAAUAGAGAUGCAUCUUUCAACGCUGGACGGGGACUUCUCAAUGCAGCAUUGCAAGGCAAUGACCAUAAUGACGAGGAAAUGGAUGUGCAACAAUAUGAAAGCCAACGGCAUUGCAGGCAAAAUCCAUGCUAUGCAAAUCAGCUGAUGAUGUCCGAAUGGAUGAUGGAAAUCCCUCCAGACCUUUCUGACAAGUGGUGGAUGGUUCCCUGUCCACUGGGACGUAGAGUACUUCUAAUUGCAUGUAAGGGUGCAACUAGAGCCUAUAGUAAACGAGGAAUUCAAUUGGGUAAAUUCAGUACUGCUUUACCCGGGGGUACUUAUCAAGAGUACAAGAGGAGCUGCACCAUCUUAGACUGCAUUUGGGUGAAGGAAACCAAGACUUACUAUGUUCUCGAUGUUUUAGCUUGGUCCAAUCAACCACUUCUCAAUUGUGAUACAGAGUUUCGUUUUUUCUGGUUACAAACGCGACUUGAGGAAACACAAGGACUAAAGGAGCGAGGAACGCCUUUGAAUAGCUACCCCAUUUUACCGCUACCAAAUUACCCCUGCAAUUCCGAAGUAUCUACGAUUAUAACAGAUUUAUCGACGCUUCCAAUCAUUGACGGAUUACUCUUCUAUCAUAAAGAUGCGCAUUACACGCACGGUCGCACGCCUCUCGUUACUUGGUUGAAGCCUUUCAUGCUACCUGAUAUAUUCGGAGUUCAGUUUCCGCCUGAUAUAUACGAAAGGCCUACUGAUUAUGUAGACAUAAGAACUUAUAUUCAGCAAAAUACAAUGAGGAAGAAGAAGAAAAACAAGCACAAUGAUAAGCAACUGGACGAAUUGAUGGAAACCGCCAACAUGGGCUUCACUGAUUGUGAGACUGUCCUGAGCACCGAAGAAAUGGCUUGAAUUUGAAUGAAUGCUUCUCAGGGUUGACCACAUUAUUUGGUCCUUCAAACAGUGUUAGCUAUAUGAUUUAUUCUGUAUGCUACAAGUUUAUGCGACAGUUUUACGUCAGGCAUCAUUUUUGAGAGCAGAUAGGUAUUUCAAUAUUUAUGACUAGAAUUAGAGUUUUAUUUAUGACAAGAAUUGAAGUUUUAUUUAAGGUAUUUCCGAAUUAAAAAAAUAUUGACUGUUCAUUAUCAUGAACUAGUGUUUAUUACUUGUAUAAAUACAUUCAAAAGCACUCUGAUCAUCUGUAUGCUUUAGUUUUAUACCUCAACCAGCCCUUAGGGACUAGAAAUCGACGGUUUGUUCGUUUAAAAACAAUGUACAUUUCCAAAGCCACAGUGAUUUGAUCGUAGUUGGGAAUUUAUCUAUGUCGUUGAACAAUAGAGCUAGAUAAUUUUGGCUAAACUCUAUGAUUUCUCCGAGAGAUAAGAGGAGGGACUAAGAAGACAUGAGUAAAACUCAUAGAUAAAAGAAAAUUCAUUUAUUAUUUAUUUAAGAAAGAUACAUAGUGUACAGAUGAUGGAAUAUUAUAAAUGGUAAACGAUUGUGCUGUUCUAUAUUUCAAAGGUCUUUCCACACUGCACAUUGAACCAUGUAUCCAGUCAUUGUUACAUGAAAAAUUAAAUCCGAUGAAUAGAGUGUAACUCUUUGCAAUAGUCACGGUAAGCCGUUAACACCUAUUGCUGAAAUAGUUGCGGUAUACUUAUUUAUCCGUCAUAUUUAAAGUACAUUAUAAUGCAAAAUCAAAUUAUCCCAGUGUUUAAGUGUGUACAAUCAAAGUCGAAGAGAUAUGGUUGUAUGUGACAUUAGGACACGGGUGGCUAAUGAGAGUAAAUUAAAUAUUUCAUGGACUGCAAGCAGGGAAAAAUAACAUCGGUAAUUGAAUCCAAAAUAGUAAUUGAUAAAUUGCUAAACGACGGCAAGAGCAUUACGAGAAGAAUUAUAUUAGUGAUCCCACAACUGUUCAGUACAGAUGUAAGAGUUAUAAGCGUUCAUCGACGUAUACAUUUCGCAAUUUAAUGAAGCCACAUCUCUAGAUAAUGAAUAUUAAUUUGUUGCAAUAGGUAAACAUUCUUUCUGUUAACGGAAUUUACAGUAGGUGAUCCGAAUUUCCUGUUACUUUCUUACAACGCUAGUCGAAAAUUCAGAUUACCUACGCUUUUCAUACAUAUAUAUUUCUGUGUGUUAUUAAAAAUAUAAAAUUCAAAACUGACGUAAUGGA
Messenger RNA from Athalia rosae (coleseed sawfly), 2466 nucleotides. It is a transcript of the gene Snup, whose product is annotated as snurportin-1. Bases 144 to 1202 code for a protein of 352 amino acids. The record is from RefSeq and is a predicted model, not a curated record. The transcript is spliced from 5 exons. Gene Ontology annotation, biological process: snRNA import into nucleus. Lineage: Eukaryota; Metazoa; Arthropoda; Insecta; Hymenoptera; Athaliidae. Gene Ontology annotation, cellular component: cytoplasm; nucleus.